AUGCCACCGGCAAUCACCCUCGACAAAGACGAAUCAGGAAGUAAAGAUGGGGAAGAACGUAUUUCUAUUUCGUGUUAUAUCUAAAGCGUCGAGCAGCAGCAGCUAAGAAAAUACUGUUCUAGUUCUGUCAACACUCCAAAAACGUAAACCCAUUUUUAUCCACCUCUUUAAAUACCCAGCUUUUAUCGGGAGUCCUGGUACACUGCCGCAGAAGAGAAAUAGCAAAGAGCAAUUUCGUAGGCGUGCAAGCACUAUUGAAAGUGCCACUGGAGAGCAAUUGAUACUGGCUCCCGAAGAAGAAACGUAUGAAAUGCGCGGACUCCUUAUCAACGUCUUCAUCUCCGUGUUGCUCGGUAUUGCUAUUAUGUCUAGUGUUAGAAAUAGAACUAGAAGUGAUAACUGAUAAGCAAGUGAUAUUAGAAAAAAUAUGCGACGUACUUGUGCAUGUGCUCUGCAUGUAAAAAAUAGUAAUUCGCAGAAGAUGUCAAUAAGGAUGAGGAAAACUUGCUUUAAAAUGAAAAGAAUGAGUCCAGCGCGUGCGCGAACCUUUUCAACACACCACCAGAACCACCACAGGUAUCCUCAUCGGUCUUUGUGGUGCCUUAUUUCACAAUGCCGUACACAUGGUUAAAGUCUUUUUUCGUGUCGUCCUCGGCGGCCUUUUCGUAGACGCUUUCGAGUGGGAUGGCUACAUCUUCAUACACAUUUAUGUCAUAUUGACUUUGCUGUUUUGGGUACUCUCUGGAAGCGUAUGAUGCUCUAGGUCCUCUUCCUCCUCUCAGGUUUCCCUGGAAGAUGGCCUAUUCCAAAGGUUUCUCACCUUCUGAAUCAGAUGAGCUUCAAACUCCGGAGAAACGUGAGACACUUUCCCAUCUUCUUCCAGAGAAACAGAGUGCUCAUUCCAAAAAUACCUGUUUCUCUUCUCCAUCCUCUAAACUCAGUGGCUAGGCGCCACGGCCACUAGCCUCGUCGUGUCCUUUAUCACACGGCAUAUGUGCCCAGAAUGCAUUGGUGGUGG
Molecule: messenger RNA, 1018 nt
Organism: Amoebophrya sp. A25
Lineage: Eukaryota; Dinophyceae; Syndiniales; Amoebophryaceae
Source: the annotation of a GenBank genome assembly